Messenger RNA from Xyrauchen texanus (razorback sucker), 5741 nucleotides. RefSeq names its product mitochondrial 10-formyltetrahydrofolate dehydrogenase-like. Gene Ontology annotation, biological process: biosynthetic process; 10-formyltetrahydrofolate catabolic process; one-carbon metabolic process. The record is from RefSeq and is a predicted model, not a curated record. The coding region runs from base 121 to 2892 and encodes 923 amino acids. Gene Ontology annotation, molecular function: formyltetrahydrofolate dehydrogenase activity; aldehyde dehydrogenase (NAD+) activity. Lineage: Eukaryota; Metazoa; Chordata; Actinopteri; Cypriniformes; Catostomidae. Gene Ontology annotation, cellular component: cytoplasm. The transcript is spliced from 22 exons.
UUGCCACAACUGAGACAGAUACAGUCAACCGCAGGUGUGCAAAUACAGUAGCACAUGUCCCCAGCACACCAGCCUUGUCUUUAAACGCGAUUUUAAUUUUGUGUGCACUGUAUUUUCACCAUGUUGUGGACGGCUGGUACGAUUAUCAGGAAAUUCUCCGUGAGCUCUACUUACUACCAAAAUAAGCUGAAGUUGGCCCUGAUUGGCCAGAGCUUGUUUGGACAGGAAGUAUAUACAAACCUCCGCAAGCAGGGCCAUAAAGUGGUGGGUGUAUUCACAGUUCCUGAUAAGGAUGGCAAGGCGGACCCCCUGGCUGUGGUGGCGGAGAAAGACGGGACGCCAGUGUUUAAGUUCCCACGGUGGCGGGUGAAGGGUCAGCCCAUCCCAGAGGUAGUGGAGGCGUACAAAGCCGUAGGUGCCGAACUGAACGUCAUGCCCUUCUGCUCCCAGUUCAUCCCCAUGAAUGUGAUCGACUUCCCCAAAUAUGGCUCCAUCAUUUACCACCCCUCCAUCCUACCCAAACACAGAGGAGCCUCUGCUAUCAACUGGACACUAAUCAAAGGUGAUAAGAAAGCAGGAUUUAGUAUAUUCUGGGCUGAUGAUGGAUUGGACACUGGUCCCAUCCUGUUGCAGAGGGAAUGCCCAGUUGAACCCAACGAUACUGUGGACACGCUCUACAACAGUUUCUUGUUUCCAGAGGGCAUUAAGGCCAUGGUAGAAGCUGUACACCUCAUUGCAGAAGGUAAAGCUCCCAAGAUCCCUCAGCCUGAAGAAGGAGCCAGUUAUGAGGGUAUCCAGAAGAAAUCCAAUGCUAAGGUGAAUAUGGCCCAGCCCGCUGAGGUCAUCCAUAACUGGAUCCGUGGUCAUGAUAAAGUUCCAGGUGCUUGGAUUGUCAUUGAUGGAAAGCCAGUAACACUGUACAGCUCAUCGAUGCUGGCUGGGUCAGUGCCCACGGGUCAGCCAGUAGAGGUGGAGGGGGCGUCUCAACCUGGACUAAUCACCAAAUCAGGACUUAUUCUGUUUGGAUCGGACGGAAAAGCGCUUCAAGUCAAGAACCUGCAGUUUGAGGAUGGGAAGAUGAUACCAGCAUCCAAAUACUUCUCAUCAGAGGAGACCACCAGUUUGGAUCUCACAAAUGAUGAGAAGAAGAUUGCCGAGGAGAUCAGGGCGAUCUGGAAAGGUAUUCUGAGUAAUGUGUCAGCGAUUGAAGACACAACAGAUUUCUUUAAGUCGGGAGCCGCAUCUAUGGAUGUGGUUAGAUUGGUGGAGGAGGUGAAGCAGAAAUGUGGAGGAGUUCAGCUUCAGAACGAAGACGUCUACAUGGCCACCACUUUCCAGAGUUUCAUCCAGAUGUUCAUUCGAUGCCUGCGUGGAGAAGACCAGGAAGAGGAACUGGUCAUUGAUUAUGUCACAAAAGAUGUCAAUAACAUGACUCUGAAGAUGCCCUAUCAGUGUUUCAUCAACGGCAUAUUUGAAGAUGCAGAAAAUGGAAAGACGUACAACACGGUUAACCCCACAGAUGGUUCGGUGAUCUGUAAGGUGUCAUAUGCUUCAGUGGCAGAUGUAGAUCGAGCAGUUAGUGCAGCCAAAGAGGCAUUUAACAAUGGACCUUGGGGAAAGAUGAACCCUCGUGACCGGGGCAGGCUGCUCUACCGUCUGGCUGACUUAAUGGAGGAACACCAGGAAGAGUUGGCCACUAUUGAGGCGAUUGACUCUGGUGCCGUUUAUACACUGGCUUUAAAAACCCACGUGGGCAUGUCCAUUCAGACCUUCAGAUACUUCGCCGGCUGGUGUGACAAGAUCCAGGGCUCGACGAUACCCAUCAACCAGGCAAGACCCAACCGCAACCUUACCUUUACCAAGAAAGAGCCUCUGGGUGUGUGUGCCAUAGUGAUUCCUUGGAAUUACCCAUUGAUGAUGUUGGCAUGGAAGAGUGCAGCCUGUCUGGCAGCUGGAAACACACUUGUCUUGAAACCUGCACAGGUAACCCCUCUGACUGCACUGAAGUUUGCAGAGCUGACAGUCAAAGCUGGCAUUCCGAAAGGAGUGAUCAACAUUGUACCAGGAUCAGGUGGCCUGGUCGGACAGAGGAUGUGUGAUCACCCUGAUAUUCGUAAACUGGGUUUCACAGGCUCUACUCCUAUCGGCAAGCAGAUCAUGAAAAGCUGUGCAGUCAGUAACUUGAAGAAGGUGUCUCUGGAGUUGGGUGGGAAAUCUCCCCUCAUUAUCUUCAGUGAUUGUGACAUGGACAAGGCAGUACGAAUGGGCAUGAGUUCUGUUUUCUUCAACAAAGGAGAGAACUGCAUCGCUGCUGGCAGGCUGUUUGUAGAAGAUUCCAUUCAUGAUGAGUACAUCAGUAGAGUGGUUGAGGAAAUCAAGAAGAUGAAGAUUGGAGAUCCUUUGGAUCGCUCCACAGAUCAUGGACCUCAGAACCACAAGGCCCACUUGGACAAGCUGGUGGAAUACUGCGAGAUCGGCGUGAAGGAAGGGGCAACGCUCGUCUAUGGUGGGAGACAGGUAGACAGAACUGGCUUUUUCAUGGAGCCCACAGUCUUCACAAAUGUAGAAGAUCAUAUGUUCAUUGCCAAAGAUGAAUCGUUUGGUCCUGUUAUGGUGGUAUCGAAAUUCAAGGAUGGUGAUGUAGAUGGAGUUUUAAGCAGAGCCAAUGACACAGAGUUCGGUCUGGCCUCUGGAGUUUUCACCCGUGACAUCAACAAAGCCAUGUACGUCAGUGAGAGACUGGAGGCAGGAACCGUGUUUGUCAACACCUACAACAAAACCGAUGUGGCAACACCAUUCGGAGGCUUCAAACAGUCAGGCUUUGGCAAAGACCUCGGUGAGGAAGCCCUUCAAGAGUACCUGCGGACUAAAGCAGUGACAGUGGAGUACUGAGAGAAGCGGCAGAACUACAGCAGCGAUCUGUUGUCUUGCUUUGGCUUUAGCUUGAAGCAGGUUUGAUUGGAAAAUGUCAUUUCCUGCCAUGACUACACUGAUGUGCCUACAUUUUUUAUCUCCCUUUAUCUGGAACUGCUUUAUGCUUAGAGGGGUGCAAAUACUGACUUGUCACCCUAAGCUGGCAAUUUAUCAUUUUUAUUUUCAUAAAAAAAAGGCAACCGAUCUCCAAGUGGACACAAAAUCUUGGUCAUCAGAUCAAGAGGCUGAAACACAAGUACUUCACUGAGUUAACUUGAGGUGCCAAAUUCACUAGUUUUCACAAAAAGAAGAAGAAACCCUGUAUUAGUAGCUGCUCUGGAUUAUUAUAAUGUGCACAUUGAGAGAAGCCGUUCAUAUCACUGCCACUUUAUGAAAUCCGUAUUACCAUAUUUGUACAUUUUAAAAGUUUUUAAUAUGCAUAGCGUUUCAACAUGACACAUUUUAAUUAGUAUAACUGUAUAUAUUUGAUAAGAGAAUGAGAUUAAUUGUCUUAUUUUUUCUAUUUAAUUUUGAAUUCCAGACAGAUGAUUUAAGAUGAUUGGAAAUGUUGAAAUGAAAUAAUAUAAACACACCAUUCUCUUAGCAAGGAAGUCAUUUAUAUUGUGCUUGAUGGGGCAAUAUGUAUUUAGUAACUUACACUCUUCAAUUCAGUACAAACACACUGUGAACAUGAUAAUGUGAGGAAUUAAUGGAAUCGUUCACUCUCAUCACUUACUCACCCUCAUGCCAUCCCAGAUGUUUAUGACUUCUUUCUUCUGCAGAACACAAAUUAAGAUUUUUAGAAGAAUAUUUCAGCUAUGAAGUAGGGCUGAAAUGAUUAGUCUACGUUACCGCAAAGUAUGAGGUAAUUAUAAUGCAAAAAUACAAAAUAAGUAAAUAUAGAAGCACUCUCAUUGUGUAACAGCUUCAUUAAAGUUAAAAUAAUACAGAAGCAGAUCUUGUAAAUAACUACAAACUCCAAAACUGCCAUUACUCUGUGCAGUCAGCGCCUCUUCUAUGAGUUGCGCAAAAUCGCAAAUGUCCCGAUCUAAGGGGGAGAGACUGAAACUGCACCCGGCUGAUGAGCUGGGACGCUCAUCCCUCGAGUGCGCGUGCUUAAUGCAGCUAGAUUAUAACGUGAUGGCUCGCGACUUAUUGAAUCAUAAUGUAUGUCACUGUGCAGUUCUUAUUGUGAAGAAAAUUGAAAAUAUGCAGCUUUAUUAAAUAAAAGAGUUUGUUUUUUGUGAGUUAAAGAUGGAUUGAAGUGAACAGAAAGGUGUGAGAGUGUAGUCUUUGCCCCAUUAUACACUGCAAAAAAAUACGUUUUUGUUUUGGGUUGUUUUCCAAUAUAAAAAUAUAAAACUCAUUUUAAACAACGUACAUUUUCUUUAGCAGCUAUACUGCAGACGAAAAAAUUUUUAUCUGAGAAUGUUGAAUAUAAUAUUAAAAAUACAAAUAUUUUACAGUAUCUAAAAAUCCUUUUAAAAAAGAUAAGAUAUUUAGACUUGCUUUUAGAGAAUAGAUCUUGAAUAUAAAUAUAUUUUGUCUUUACUGCACUCGCAGAAGAAUAACCAAGUGAAAAAAUACACAUGUAUACAAAAUACACUUUUAUUUAAAUACAUUCUCUUUAAGCAAGUCUAAAUAUCCUAUAUGUUGCUUAUAAAUUUACUUGAAAAUUGUUUUAAAGAUUUUUAGAUCAUUUUAAAUGGAAAACAAGACAAAAACACUUGAUAAUAGGAUUUUUGCAGUGAAUUUCUUUACUGAAUUAAACUUAAUAAAAAGUAUUUUUUUCCUUUAAUUCAGUGAAUGUCAUUUAUAGGUAUAUUUAAAAGGUGAUUUUGUCCUCUUUAUUGUUAGUAAGCACGUUUAAUACAACCUUUUAAGUCGGGGCCCAAGCUGAAUAAUUGGUACAUAAAGGCAGCAUAAAAGUAAUCCAUAAGACUCCACUGGUUAAAUCCACAUUUUCUGAAGUGAUAUGAUAGGUGUGGGCGAGAAGGCUUUUAAGCCCUUUAGUGUAAAUAUACACUUUCACAUUCUGGUGUGGAUGUGACUUUUACAUUCAGCCACCUACUUACUGGUACGGCUGGUCAAAGGUGGAGAUUUAUGGUAUAGAAAUAAAAAGGACUUAAAUAUUAAUCCGUUUCUCACUCAAACCAAUCAUAUCAGUUCUGAAGACAUGGAUUUAACCAGUGGAGUAUGAUUGAAUACUUCUUUGCUGCAUUUAUGUGAUUUUUGGAACUUCAAAGUUUUGGUUACCAUUCACUUGCAAUGUAUGAACCUACAGAUUUGAGAUAUUCUUCUAAAAAUCUUUGUUCUGCAGAAGAUAAAAAGCCAUGCAUGUGGGAUGGCAUGAGGGUGAGUAAAUGAAGUGAGAAUUUUCAUUUUUGGGUAAACUAUCCCCUUAAGUAUUUGUGACACAUUCUUGUUAACAUGAAUGAAAAUAUGUUGCCAAGUGUUUUCUGUAGGUUCAUGAUCACUUUAUGAUGUCGCUUUUGUUUAGCAUUAAGACUGGACAACAUGCAAAUGAUCUUGUGCAAAUGUUUCAGUAUUUCAGUUUUCUGUAUAUGCUAAAUACUGAAAGUGUUACUCUGCAAACAGUAAUUCUACACAACAGUAUUGAAACUUGUUCAACAAUGAACAAAAUCAAAACAAAAUUUUUACAAUAAAGAAUGAAAAUUACAAAAACUGUGUUUUUCUUUAUCAAAAGGCUGAAAAUAAGAAAUGUUUCAUUUUCUUAAUAAAAGUGUUCCUUCACUUAUAGAAUAAUUAAAGGCAGGAAAGAAAAAUGUGCAUAUUUUCAAUAUCCGCAACUGAGAUUGUUUUCUGCA